GCCAAGUACGGUCACCCCAGGUGAAGAGGUGUUCUAUCAUCAGGCCAGCCGGUGCCAAUGGACUCAACAGCGUGCCCCACCUCCGACUCCUCCGGACUUUACCACUUCCCACCAUCGAGGCUCUAACACCGCUUUCAUGACUCCUUCGCCGACCCCGAGAAACGGCUUUCCGGAUCAAUCUGACGGAAUUCAUAAUCUUACUCGUAGUUCGACUCAGGAUUCUUUCGAAAAUCCAAGUAACCACUUUGAUGGUUCACACUUGGUUCACACUCCUCACAUGAUGAAUCAAGGACUCAGUCGUCAAAAUCCUGAUAAUCUUUCGUUUGGAUCUUUGGAUUCUCAAGUCGCGGGUCAUGAAAAUUCUCAACAACUUUUUGUUUUGGAAUCUGAAAGUUCUCACCACAACACCAACAACCGUCGUGGACAAUCUUUCGAAUCCUUUGGAGCCCCGUCCCCAAUCCAUAUGUCUAAUCAAAGUAUUGACCACCCUGGCGAAGACGACGACGACGACGACGGCCGCACUAACAUGCCUUGGGAGCCGUUAGAUGAUACUCCUAAAGACGAUGAAGAAGAAGACGCUGAAGAAGAGCCUGAGGAAUGGCAUGACAUGAUGCUCAAGUUCGUCGUUCAUUCACGACAAGGCGUGGAUCCGACUCGAGGACCCACGGUAGCUAAAAAUCGCGCUCCGAAGAUGUAUAAGCACACCUUCAAGGCCCGCAAAUUUCGUAUGGAUCUGAACAAUACUUCAUUCUCCGACUUGAAGGCUCGCCUCUUCGAACUAUCUGACCAAAUGGGCAAGAACUCCGAGGGUAACAGUUUCAUAUUUAAAGCCGCCGAUUCUACCAACUCGGUCCGGAUUUACGCCUAUAUCAAUACUCACGACAUCUACAACAAAGCGGCAGAGAUUGAAAUUGAUAGCGACGGCGAUUUGCAGUUGUUUUACACAGCGGUUUUGAAUAACCCAAAAAAGGUUGCAGGCUUUGAUACAGAAAUGGAAGACCCAAGUAAGAAAAAAUUGGAGGCCGAACGGCUUCUUUCUAUUGGUCAACACCAAUUACAGGCAAAGAACAUUACCGACAAUGUUGCUACCACCAAUUCUGACCUAGCUCACUCUGCCCCUAUCGACCCGGUCGACACCGCGUUGGCAGCAUUAAUGCUAAAGUAUAGCACUGCCAACAACAACAAUGCGGAAGGAUGGCGAGUUUAUAAGCAUGACGAUGUUACCAAAGUCAUGCCUAUGAACUUCCAGCUUUUGGGCAUUUGGGCUGAGCAAAUGGUUGCGAAACCGGCCGAGGUGACCCUCGAAGUACCCCCCAAGGUCGAAGGAUUUGAGUGGACUGAUCUCAAAAAGCCGGUAUCUAUGCAAACGCCCCUCACGACUAGCAAACCGAUGAGCAAGCCAGUUUCACCCAUCACCAUUGGGACUAUUUCCGAAGCACAAGGCUACGAGAUAGUAGUUGAUAUAUAUGACCUCGAGCGAAUUCGGUGCUACGCGACCAUGGAAGAUUACAUGGGCUUUUGCGCUGUCAGAGUCCAGAGCAGUGACGAGGCAUCCUUCCCCCCCAAAAUCUUUGUAACUCGCUUACCAACCUAUUGCUUGUUGAUCAAACAUGAAGAAGACCCCUUGUUCCCCAUAUAUCUUUCAAAUUGUCAUAUACGAACUUAUGUUUUCCAUUUCAAUACACUUAAUGAAAAGUCAUUUGACCCAAAAAAAGGCAAGUUUUUAAACUCGCAAAAUUAUGUCACAUUUUAUUUGGCCUUGCUAGCUACAAUAGCCUUCUUAACAACAAUUUCAUAUGACUUAUUUUGUAAUAACAACAAUCUGUUUAGGCAAAUCUCGGCUCAAAUUUCAUACGACUUAUUUUGUAAUAACAUUAAUCUGUUGAAGCUAUUCUCGGCUCAGGUUUAG
Molecule: messenger RNA, 1909 nt
Organism: Melampsora larici-populina 98AG31
Lineage: Eukaryota; Fungi; Basidiomycota; Pucciniomycetes; Pucciniales; Melampsoraceae
Exons: 7
Source: RefSeq, a predicted model, not a curated record